CUCCCAAACGCUACACCUAACAACGUCGGAAAUGCCAGCUCUCGACUGGACCUGUGCGUCCUCCCACUCUGCUGGGCCUUCCAAGAACCCACGGACAAUGGCGACGCGUGCCCAAUUGGCAGCCGAACAAACAACUACGGAAAAUGGCGGCGAUAACUGCGCAAUUGGCAGUCCCUCAGGGAACCGUGAGGUCUCGACUGGAUCUGGGUGUACCCCCACUCCGCUAGGCCUUCCAGCCGCCUGCGGAGCGCGACGGCAAUUGUACAAUUGGCAACACCACGAAAGGUCACGAGAUCUAGCAUGGGGCAGGAGAAGGGGGGGCUGGAGAAAGGAGAAAGCGCUCGGGGGAUUUGAAAGUGGACACAGUGCCUGACAGCAGCAGCAAGGUUGCCGACAAUUAUAAUUUUAAACCCAAAGUGGCAUAGUCACAAACGCGACUGCACGAGUUGACAUCUGCGGCCGAGGCUCCACUCAACGGCAGCAGGAGGCGAAAAAAAGGAAAGAGUGAGAGAGAGGAAGAUGUGAUGCUGGUGCCGCCAGUGGCGUGAUGGCUGGACAUGCGUACGCGCUUGCACAACCGUCUCAGAUUACACUGAGUGGGAGAUUGCUGUGCUUCCCGGGCACACAAGGUCUAGUGGCGGCGAGGGUAAGGACCUAGUGGCAAGAGCGUCCAGAGCACAAAACACUUGACACUGAGUUGCAGGAUUACGCUAGAGGCGCUGCGCGCAUCGCGGGCCGAAACCGCGAGGUCUCGCGAGAUCGCGGUCUGAUCUGAGUGAGACCGAGUGAUUCGCAGUCAUCGCAAGAUGCAGCCCAAACAGAUGGGGCACACGGAUUGCUACACUCGCCGCGGAACAUGAGACAACCACUGCGAGAACCACAACUACUAGCACCUGGCAGUAAGUACACCACCCCGAACCAGCGGGUCCAGCACGGGGCGCGCAGGUUUCUACGAACGCCUGCGCAAUCCUCUCCUGCUCUUCGAGCUGGUGCGAACGACCCAUCGCCUCGGCGCCUCUGGGCUCCCACAGCUGGAGGCCUCCCAAAUCGGGCCGGAGCAGGGGAACUCUCGAGCUGUGAUUGCGCCAUGUUUCCCUCUGCCCGGCUCGAGAGAGAGCGCGUCGAGCUCCUUCCAGAUUCGUGGGCUCGGCGGCUACGAGCUCCGCAACGAGUGCGCGCUUUCAUGCACACCUGCCUGCAGCAAAUCCUGCGACACGAUGUGCGACGAUGUAUUCGCAAGCGUCGCCGACACACCAACGACGCCAGGACGGAGAACAUCGGACUCUGGACCUCGCCGCAUGCGACGCGAUCCACCGAUCCCCAUCUGCUCUCUGGCCCUGUUUGGGAGGCCUGGACGGGCAGUACUAAUUACCACCCGCGGUUGCCGCCGUGGUCCUCCCGGCCCGUGCGCCUCCGGGGCUUCAUCGGCGGGCAGGGCUGGUCGGGCAGCGGAAACUUCCGCUCCUCGCCGUCCUCGCCCAACAGCAGUGGCAUCCACUCAGGGUGCUGCACCAGCUCGUUCAUGACGGGCCCGUUCCGGAGGCGUCGCACGUUCUCGUCCAAGCCCUGCACCCGUGCCAUGGUCACCUCCGCGACCUUCCGCGAGUUCAGCCCCGGGAGGCACUUGCGCACGUCGACGCCGUUGAACUUGGAGACAAACUCCUCACACGCAUCGCUGGUCCGGAAGUUAUGAAGCCGUACCCGACGUUGCACCUGUUCUUGAAGUCGAUGGGCAGAACGAAGUCGAAGCGACCACGGAAAUCCACACUCAGCUGCUUCACCUCAGCAUCUCCCGAGUGUACUUGUUCGGGAUGUUGCGGAGCAUGACGGUGGUGCAGCUCCCGUCCUCGGCG
Messenger RNA from Prorocentrum cordatum, 1853 nucleotides. The record is from the annotation of a GenBank genome assembly. Lineage: Eukaryota; Dinophyceae; Prorocentrales; Prorocentraceae.